Molecule: messenger RNA, 1434 nt
Organism: Python bivittatus (Burmese python)
Lineage: Eukaryota; Metazoa; Chordata; Lepidosauria; Squamata; Pythonidae
Source: RefSeq, a predicted model, not a curated record
AUGGCAGAGAGGAGGCAAAAAACCCACCUUGCAGAGCUUUUAAAUGAAGUGGAAAAAGCUCACAAAGCUGAGAUUCAGCUCUAUGUGUCAGGCCACCUAAACCAUAAUAAGCUCUUCAAGCCCCCCAGAUCAAGGCAAUGCAACUAUUGGAAAAGUGCCCAAACCCCCACUUUAAUGCUUGCCAAGAGGGAUGCCCUUGGAGGACCCUGUGAAAGGCUGGAAAAGACUAGGAGCAGCAAGUAUUUUACUCCAGUGCCCACCCGGGCCAAAUCUGCUUCCCCAUCGUGUUUUCAGGCCCACCUGGCCAGCUUUAGAGCACCAGUAAGCAUGUCGCUCAGCACCACUGCUUUUAAACGGCAAAAGAAAGAGGCUCCUGAGAAACCAGAAGCUGCUGGCAUAUUUCAAAAGCAGCUGAUACGAGACGAGCUGGACAUUCCAGAAAUGAAAUUGUUGAAAUACAGACGAAUCAAGAACAGCAGGCUUUGUGUCACAAAGGAGUUUAAAGAUGAGUACCAGUUCUUACCUUCCUAUUUGGCUGGCGUGACUAAAGCGGACCAGUAUAACAAGUUCAUGAAAGUUCAAAAGGAAUAUAUUGCCAAGCAGGAUUUGCUGGAGAAUGAUUUCAUUGGGAGCAAGUCAACAGAGCGCCAUGAAAAAAAGUUGGCUCAGGCACUCCAGAAUAUCUGUGACUGCAAACGUCCACAUUUCUAUCGAUUAGAGGCUAUUGGUCAAGUAUUUGAAGAUAUCUGUAACAGUUCCUUGAUAUUUGGUGAUAUAUUGAAGGAAGUGAAAAAUGAAUAUGAGCUCUACAUGGUGAUCCUGCUGGAUUCUUUGCCUACAAUGCAAUACAGAACCUUGCAGGAGGAAUUCAAAGGCAUGAAGAAAAGAAUGGUGAUGACUCAUGAAAUAGAAGAGAGCAGAAAUGAAAUACAGGCUCUUGUGCAGAAAUGCAAAUUGGCUUUAGCAAGAAAUGAAGAACUUAGAAAUAAAUUGGAAAUUGAACUGUGGGUGAGCCAAGCUGACAGCAGAGCAGCACAGGAUGACCAGGCAAGGACAGAAGAAACUUCUCUGGCCAGUGCUGAUCUGCUGACAUCUCUGAGGUGCCAAAUCAUCACAAAAUGGGAGGAAAUUCAAGCAAUGGAGAAAGAAAUUAAAAACACCAUGACUUUUAGUGGCAUUAUAAAUAUUAAACAGAAGACUGUGAAAGAAUUAGAGGGCGAAGCAUCCAAACUCCAGGCCUCAAACAAUUACCUAAAAAUGCAAAUCAGGGAUGUUGAAUACAAUAUCAUAGCAGCGUUAAGGAGGCAGAAGCUUAAUGAAACAAGGCAGAGGUAUUUGUGGGGGUUAGUGAAGGACUUCUUGAGACCUGUUGGAGAAGAAAGCCAUGAAAACUUAAUUGGAUUAUUUUCUCAGAUAUCCUUACAGAGCUUUUGA